This is a messenger RNA of Symbiodinium sp. CCMP2592, 5358 nucleotides long. Lineage: Eukaryota; Dinophyceae; Suessiales; Symbiodiniaceae. The record is from the annotation of a GenBank genome assembly.
AUGGUCAACAACGGGCUCUUCCGAAGCAAGGUCGCGCAGUCGACAUUCUCAAACAUGUGGUUUCCAGCAUGUUGCUUUCAUGGUGGUCGGCCGGUGCAACCGGAGAACAAGCUUGCCUCGGCCUCGGCAGUCAGCUUCGCCGACCUGGAUUUGGACCCCAACGAGUGCGGGAGCCAAGCCAAGGGAAGUAUGCGCACAGGCACACAGGACAUCAAGGCAGCCAGGCAGUCGCGGUUCAUUUUUGCGGUGGUGUUCUACGACGUGUACAUCGCCCUAAACACAGCGGGGGAGAAUCGGACCCGAGUCGGCAACCCCGUGCCUGUCCUGACGGCCCAGACAGACUUUCCGGUCGACACACAGCGGGAUACCUCCCUCUUCAUCUUAGUCUACGCUCGGUCCAGCUUCGUGGAGCAGUCCACGCCGGCCACGCAGGCCAUCUCGGACGAGGCGCGACUGGUUCCAACAAUUGGCUUCACGGACUACGACCUGGACCAGGCCGAGCUGGGAGGUAGUAUCGUUUGGACGCCGCCCAGUGACGUCACCCUCGUGUCGCACUAUGCGACCUACUUGACGGAUGAUCAAGGAAAUCGGUCGCAGGUGGGAAGCGAUGUUGCCAUCGGAGCGAGCACCGAGUUCGAUCUGCCUGCCGACUUUGCCCAGGAGUCCUGGACGAAAGUACAGGUCUACCUUCGCUCAACCCUCGCGGAGCAAACUACCCCUCAGAGCCUGGCCAUCAGUGACACUGUCGCUGAAAUUGCGGACAUCAACUUCACGGAUGAGGAUCUUGACAUAUCGGAGAUCGGCGGCGUGGUCAGCUGGUUGGAGCCAACUGUUGCAUCUGAAAUCCAGGAUUAUGUCCUCUACCUGGGCCAGGGCGGCAGUGGCGCCAGUCGCAGCUCUUUGGGGCUCGUGGCGAACAGCACUGCGAGCCUGACGCAGGUGGAGGUCUUGUUGCCCCAGAACACAGCGCUGCCUUUGGCCUUUGACCGCUUGCUCUUGUACGCCCGCUCCACGCUGGCAGAGCAGUCCACACCAGCAAGCCAGGGCAUCAGUGAUGCGUUGGUCACCAUGGAUGUGAACUUCACAGAUCAGGAUCUGGACGAAGGCGAGAUUGGUGGCACACUUUCCUGGGAGCUGAUUGCGGGCAGCGCUGCCUUGGUGACCCAGUUCAUCGCCUACAUGGCAGACUCAGAGGCUGGAGACAAUGUGCGCACUGUGCUGGGGACUGCAACGCCUACAUCUCGAUCUCUCGCACUUGCGCCUGAACUUUCGGCACAAAACUUCGCACACUUGCUCGUGUAUGCCAGAUCCAGCCUCUUCGAGCAGACGACGCCUGCCGCAACGGCCCUGGUCGAUGUCAACGCAAGUACUUCUUUUACAGACUUCGAUCUGGAUGCAGACCAGCUUGGUGGUGACAUCACGUGGACCGUACCGAGCUCUCUGGACGAGGUUGUGAGCUACGCAGUCUACCUCGCCGGCCCUGUUGCAGAGAACCGGUCGCAGCUCAACGGUCUCCUAAGUCCUUCCACGAGCUUGCUAGCGAUUCCGCCGGAUACAGACAGGCAGACCUACACGACUCUGGCAGUGUACACCCGGUCGGUCCUCGUGGAGCAAAGCACGCCGGACCUGGCUAUCCUCGACGAUUCCCAGUCUACUGUUCAGGACCUGAGUUUCCAGGACGAGGACUUCGACGCUGGAGAGUUGGCGGGUAACGUGACGUGGACAGCUCCAGUGGACGACCGCUACGUGUCGAGCUACCAGGUGUAUUUUGCGAACUUCUCAGAUGGCCGCGAACGUUCAGAGAUCGGUGCACCUCUCCCGACGGCACUUACAAGCAGGGAAAUCUUGCAGGACACAGCCUUGGAGAGCUUCCAAUUUGCUUUGGUUUACACCGCCUCUUCGCUUGCAGAGCAAACGACACCGGCGGCCACUGCAAUUAGCGACACCUCUUCUGCUGUUGAGGGCUUGCAGUUCACCGACCUGGACUUAGACUUCGAGGAGCUGGGUGGCGAGGUCUCUUGGACACUUCCACUGCUGCCCGUGUCUGUUGAUGUGCUGUUGUACUUGGCCCUCAACCGUGCCGGCUCUGGACGCUUUCUUGUGGGGCAAGUUCCUGGUGACGUCGUGAACUUCACCCUGCCUGCCGACACGCCGAAAGGGUCUUUCAACUACUUGGUCGUGUACACGAGGUCAGUGUCCUCCGAGCAGACCACACCGAGCUCUUUGCAAAUCAUUGACACCGAUUCGACGGCCGAGAACAUCAGUUUCAUAGACAAGGAUCUCGAAGCAGGCGAGAUCGGGGGCACCGUCUCGUGGGCCGAGCCGAUGGAGACAUCACAAGUUCAGGACUACCUGCUCUACCUGGGCCUGAAUGACACGAGGCAGAGGAGCUCACUCGGACUCACCGUCGCAGCAGCUAGUCCAGCUACCGUGCUGCAGGCCGACGUGCUCGAAGACACUUUUCUGGCUACAUUCGACCAAAUCUGGGUCUACGCGCGGUCUACCUUCGCAGAGCAGACCACCCCUGCAUUUCAGGUGCUGAGCGAUGCCAGCACAGUGCUGACUGUGAAUUUCACAGACGAGGACCUGGAUGAAGGAGAACUUGGAGGUAAGAUUUCCUUCGACGUUGUAUCUGGCGAUACAUCGCAGGUGGUGACAUUUUCCGCCUACGGUGCAGACUCUGAGGAUGGGCGUGGGUAUCGCUUUGCACUGGGCGCAGUCCAGCUGGGCACGUGGUCGCUUGACCUUUCUCCAGAAGUAUCAGUCCAAAACUUCUCACACCUGCUCCUGUAUGCUCGAUCCAGCCUGUUUGAGCAGACAACCCCUGCGAUCAUCGAGUUGACAGACGUCAAUGCUAGCGUUUCAGGCACGUCUUUCACCGAUCUCGACCUCGAUGCCGAAGAGCUCGGGGGCCGUGUCUCCUGGGCUUUGCCCUACAACUUGGCCCAGGUGGUCUACUACAACGUCUACGUCACGGACGCUUUGGGCACGAAUCGAUCGCAGAUCGACGGUCCGCUGCUGGCCACCGCUGACUCGAUCGUCAUGCCACCCAACACGCCACGCCAGCAGUACACGAGACUUGCUGUGUUCACACAGUCUGCGCUUGUCGAGCAGACCACGCCAGAUGCAGUGGAGGUCGAAGAUGUCUCCUCGUCCGUGGAGGAGCUUGCUUUCGUCGACGAGGAUCUGGAUGCUGACGAGCUUGGGGGCAAUGUCUCAUGGGCACCAGCGAACGACAGCCGGUAUGUGACAGGCUACAAGGUCUACCUCGCGAACUCGUCGCAGGGACAAGGACGCCAAGAGAUCGGCUUCCUGGAGUCGGCCACAGACACGGGUCUCGAAGUGCCGGACAACACGGCCUUGGAAGGAUUUCGCGCGUUGUUGGUGUACACCUUCUCCUCGCUCGCGGAGCAGACCACACCGGUCGCGCAGUCUCUGAGCGACGUCUCAGUGACAAUCCGCAAUGUGAGCUUCGUGGAUUUCGACUUGGAUCGCCAGGAACUGGGAGGUGAAAUCUUCUGGGCCCUCCCCACCAGCACCGUGCAGACAGAUGUGUCCGUGUACCUUGCCAUGUCUCCCAGUGGCUCCGGCCGUUCGCUGGUGGCCCAUGUGCCAGGAAGCACGGACACUAUGGCGCUCGCAGCAGACACACCCAAAGGUGCUUUCCACUUCGUGGCAGUGUACGCAAGGUCCCCCUUUGCUGAGCAGACGACGCCCUCAGUACUGCAGAUCACCGAUACCGAUUCCUCCGUGGGCAACCUCACUUUUGUGGACAAGGAUCUCGACCUGGAUGAGCUCGGUGGCAUCGUUUCCUGGGACGAGUCUGCAGACACUGCGCAAGUGCAGGACUACCUGGUCUUCCUGGCGUCAAACGCGAGCGGAGAUGACCGAAGUGCAAUUGGUUCGCCACUGCCGAGCACUGGGCCAGUCCUUACGCUGGAGGCACAGCUGCCGCCUAACACGGGCUUGAUGGCUUUCAAGCACGUGGCAGUCUAUGCGCGCUCCGCGUUGGCUGAGCAAAGUACCCCGGUUUUCGAGGAGCUCAGCGAUGCCUUCCUUACCUUGGCAGUGAAUUUCACCGAUCAGGACUUGGAUGAAGGAGACAUCGGAGGCACGCUUGCCUUUGAUCUUGCUUCGGGCGACAUUUCGCAGCUUCAACAUUUCGUCAUCCAUCUCGCGGAUGCAAAGGUGCCGCCAUUUCGGCGCUUCCACCUUGGCGACGCGAUGCCAGGUGCGACUAGCCUGACGGUGGCACCGGAACUGCCCGCAGAGAACUUUACACACUUCCUUGUGUACGGUCAGUCCAGCCUUUUCGAGCAAACAACUCCCUCUGUGGUGGAGCUGGUGGACAACAAUGCCAGCGUUUCUGGUACUGCUUUCACCGACUUGGACCUCGACGGGUACCAGCUCGGGGGGAGUGUGUCUUGGUCCCUGCCGGAAAACUUGAACGAGGUGGCGCACUACAACGUGUAUCUCUCUGAUGGCCUCGGCAUCAACCGCUCACAGAUCAACGGGGCGUUGGCGUUCACUGCAACAUCGGUGGAAAUCGCAGCAGAUACAGGGAAGCGCGACUACUCCAGAUUGGUCGUUUAUACCGCAUCUGCACUGGUCGAGCAGACGACACCGGAUUCCACGGACCUGGUUGACACAGAGUCGCGGAUCGAGGAUUUGACCUUCCUGGACGAGGACCUUGAUCUUGAGGAAGUUGGCGGAAACGCUUCCUGGAAUCCUGCAAACGACAGUCGCUAUGUUCUGGGCUACCAGGUGUACCUUGCCAAUCUAUCUGACGGUUCCCGGGGACGGCAAGCAGUGGGUGGCUUCUUACCCGUCGAGCUGACCUCCAUCCUUGUGCCCGUGAACCUGCCGCUGCAGAGCUUCCAGUACCUCCUGGUCUACACCCGCUCGUCGCUAGCGGAGCAGACCACCCCUGCAGCCCAAGGUUUCAAUGCCGUGACCUCGGUUCAAUCGGGUGUGCAUCGAACUUUCGGGGUGAAGCCACAGAACCACUUGCUUCGUGCUUGGCAUACUCCGGACAUUUUGCACGAGAGUCGUGUGCGUUCUGUGCAGGACACGUUUGCUCCGGUCUCGCAGCUCCAGUUCGUAGACAAGGCCAAUUGCAUCUUUCUGAACGAGCCUCAUUCGCUGCGUGGAUUGUCGAUCCUUGCCAUGAUGGCAUGGUUUAUUGUGGAGUUGUCGCCUCUCUGCACCACACUUCUCGCAGACGGUAGAAUGUGGGGGUUCCUCCAGUGGCAGCAAAGCCAGGACUUGGACGGGUCAGAAGUCGGUGGACAAGUGUCCUGGGAACCACCGGAGGCGAGGCGGACGAAGAGUGGCCAGCUCGACAGUUCCAGACCCUAG